GCUCCUCGGCGCGCCUGGCAGCCCCGGUCCAUGCUGACGGCGCCCGCCGUGCCCGGGUAGGACCGCGCGAGCCGCGGGCGCCCAUGCCCUGCGCGCUCCGGGAGUGGUAGGUGCCGCUGCGCCGCGGCCGUGGGGCGUCAAUGGAUCGCCAUUCCAGCUACAUCUUCAUCUGGCUGCAGCUCGAACUCUGCGCGAUGGCCGUGCUGCUCACCAAAGGUGAAAUUAGAUGCUACUGUGAUGCUGCGCACUGUGUGGCGACGGGUUACAUGUGUAAAUCUGAGCUCAGCGCCUGCUUCUCUAGACUUCUGGAUCCUCAGAACACAAACUCCCCGCUCACUCAUGGCUGCCUGGACUCUCUGGCGAGCACAGCAGACACCUGCCAAGCCAAACAGGCACAAAACCACUCUGGCACCAGCAUGCCCACAUUGGAAUGCUGUCAUGAGGAUAUGUGCAAUUACAGAGGACUCCAUGAUGUUCUCUCUCCUCCCAAGGGUGAGCCCUCAGGACAAGGCAACAGACAGCAGCAUGACAGCAGCAGAAACCUCAUCACCAAGGUGCAGGACUUGACCUCCUCCAAGGAAUUGUGGUUCCGGGCAGCAGUCAUUGCCGUCCCCAUAGCCGGAGGGCUGAUCCUAGUGUUGCUUAUUAUGUUAGCCUUGCGGAUGCUUCGAAGUGAAAAUAAGAGACUUCAGGACCAGCGGCAACAGAUGCUGUCCCGAUUACACUACAGCUUUCACGGACACCAUUCCAAAAAGGGGCAGAUUGCAAAGUUAGACUUGGAGUGCAUGGUGCCGGUCAGCGGGCAUGAGAAUUGCUGCCUGACCUGUGACAAACUGAGACAGGGGGACCUCAGCAACGACAAGAUCCUCUCGCUCGUGCACUGGGGCAUGUACAGCGGGCACGGGACGCUGGAGUUCGUAUGACUGCAUCUUACCGGCACAAAACUCCUUGAACGCUUGAAGGCCUUGGAUUUCUGCUGGACGGGAGCACCUUAUCUGAAGAAGAACAAAUGUCUUUAAUCAUCUUUGACAGAGACAGAAUAACCUCUGCAGACAGAAUCUUGGGUAUUUUCUUCUGAAGGAUUAUUUGCACAGACUUCCAUACAGUCAAAUGUAUUAUUUGCUUUGAAAUGAUAAAAGCAAAGAGAAAAGACUAUGUACAUACUGUUACCAGGGUUAUUUGCAUCCAAGGAGCUGGCAUUGAGUACCUAAAUAAACUAAAAUGGACUCUCUGUAAGUUCUUCCAUCUUGAUUUCUUGUAAAGAUUUAAAAUAUAAAUAUGUAUAUAUAUUUUUUUGGUCUG
Messenger RNA from Trichechus manatus latirostris (Florida manatee), 1302 nucleotides. It is a transcript of the gene BAMBI, whose product is annotated as BMP and activin membrane bound inhibitor. The coding region runs from base 141 to 923 and encodes 260 amino acids. Lineage: Eukaryota; Metazoa; Chordata; Mammalia; Sirenia; Trichechidae. Gene Ontology annotation, molecular function: frizzled binding. The transcript is spliced from 3 exons. The record is from RefSeq and is a predicted model, not a curated record. Gene Ontology annotation, biological process: transforming growth factor beta receptor signaling pathway; negative regulation of transforming growth factor beta receptor signaling pathway; positive regulation of canonical Wnt signaling pathway.